This is a messenger RNA of Cetraspora pellucida, 312 nucleotides long. NCBI's taxonomy places the organism in Eukaryota, Fungi, Glomeromycota, Glomeromycetes, Diversisporales, Gigasporaceae. The record is from the annotation of a GenBank genome assembly.
AUGAAUAAAGCUAUAUUAGAAAAUAAUCAUAAAUCUCGAAAUGGUAAUAGUGUAAUAUCUCACAUUAUUAAACAAGUGUCAAAUAAAAAAAUUCAGAUCUCUCUUCAUCAAUUACUAAAAAUAGUAAAACCUAAGAUUCAGCAAGAUAUUAUAAGCUCAAUAGCAAACCCAGAUAUUUCUCAGAAAAAUCAUAUACUAUCUGAGGCUAAAAGAAAAAAAUUAAUUUUUAACGAUAUUAUAUCUAAGUCCUCAUCUGAAUCUUCAUCCUCAUCUGAGUCUGGGUUCAACUCUAAAUGGGAUAAAAGCAAUUAG